Plenodomus lingam JN3 is the source of this 534-nucleotide messenger RNA. RefSeq lists its product as uncharacterized. Lineage: Eukaryota; Fungi; Ascomycota; Dothideomycetes; Pleosporales; Leptosphaeriaceae. The record is from RefSeq and is a predicted model, not a curated record.
AUGAAGCAGGAUGGAGAUACCAAGGAUGUUACUCGUAUGGGUUUCCAUUUCCUUUUCCGCUCCAUUCCAACGCAGUCCCACGCGACGGAAUUGUGUCAAGUAGUCGAUGGUACAGGAAAACUAAUGCAUAAAUCCAGCGACAAACAAUACACCGGCAGCCCCGGUAUAAACGAACCCGCCGUCCGCGGUGUCUCAUCCUGGCCACGCACGCUAAACGGCCUGUUCUUCCGGAAUUCCACAAACACCGGGCGGGCGUGCCGGAACUUUUGCGCAAGCAAUCAGUUCACGGUCGCUGCUACGAAUAACGAUCAGUGCUGGUGUGACAAUGCAAUUGCCAAAAACGGCACUAGCAUCAUUGCACCCUCGUACGGCAUCCGCGACCUCGACGACAGGAAUUGUCAGCAACCGUGUCCGGGCAAUGCGACAGAGGCGUGUGGGAAUAAUACGGCAAAUGCGAAUUUGCAGCGUUUAACGCUUUAUCAAUUGGUCACCUUGUCUACUCAAAUUGCGCCAAACAACUCAAAAAGGCAAUAG